AUGGAGUAUUUAGAUCCCAUAUCGGAUGACUGCAUGAUUUCCCUGGGCCGUUGCUCGGUCGGUCUUCUCUGGUACGUCACAACCCGACCUCACACCAUUGCUACAUUGUUUGAUCAAGUCUUACGCUACCAGCUAUGGCGCUUCAUCAACACCACCACAGGCAAGGUGCACCUGGAAAGGCUCCAUCGCCAAUACGGCCCGAUUGUCCGCGUCUCGCCCAACGAGCUGUCAUUUGGCUCCGUUGAAUCCUGGAAGGCCAUAUACGGCGCCUCUAGCACGGAGCGGCGCAUCCCCCCUAAAGGCGAAUUCUGGGACAUUUUCGGCGCCGGCUUCGCCAAGUCGUGUAUCGCCAGCGAGCGCGACCCAGCCCGGCACGGCGAGAUGAAGAAGAUGCUGUCGGCCGCCUUCUCGCAGCGCUCGCUGCUGGAGCAGGAAGGCAUAGUGAGCGAAACGAUCGACCUGUUUGUGCGCAUUAUCGGCGAGGAGGCAGCGGCGGCGGAGCUAGGCCCAGCGGCGGGCCUCGACAUGGUGAAAUGGUUCGAUAUGGUCUCAUUCGAUGUCCUAGGCGAAAUGGCCUUUGGCGAGUCUUUUCACAGUUUGGAAAGCGGCUCCCGCCACUUUUGGUCGGCGCUCGUUGAAGAUCACAUGUACCUUGUUACACUAAUUGAUAACAUUGCCCACCUUGGCGCCGUGGCUAAGAUGAUGGGCUACCUGAUCCCCUCCCGGCUUCUCGUGAAGAAUAAAGUGUCGCAGUACAGCCGCGACAAAGUGGACAAAAUCUUGUCCUCUAACAGUCGCCGCAAGGACUUUAUCAGUCUCCUGGUAAGCAAGGUUCACAACGGAGAAAUGGACAAAGAAGAGCUGGCCGCUCACGUUUCUACACUGGUCAUCGCCGGCGGAGAGACAGUCGCCACGUCCUUGUCUGGCACCAUCUUUUUUCUCCUGCGACACCCGGAAAGGAUGAGACGGCUUACAAACGAGAUCCGGGACCGCUUCGCCCAGUACGAGGACAUCACGGCAGCCGAGGCGCAGAGGCUACCCUAUCUCCAAGCCGUCAUCAACGAAAGCCUGCGACUCUACCCCCCAGCCUCGCAGGGAUUUCCCCGCACAUCCCCGGGCUUUCAAGUUCAUGGGCAGCAUAUACCUGCCGGUACGGAGAUUUACACGAGUACAUGGACCGUCUCGCAUGACGAGCAGUACUUUUUGGAGCCCAUGUCCUUUCUCCCUGAGCGGUGGCUGGAUACGAAGACGACGGACAGGAGGGAGGCGAGCCAGCCGUUCUCUCUCGGCCCAAGAGGCUGCCUGGGACGAAACUUUGCCUGGAUGGAGAUCAACUUAAUUUUGAGCAAGAUGCUAUGGACGUACAAUCUGGAGCUUGUGGACCAGGAUAUUGACUUCGUGGGACUCGGGCACGUUUUCAUCAUGUGGUCGAAACCUAAGCUACAUGUCAAACUCAGAAAGAGCGCAGAGACUCUUAUUUGA
Messenger RNA from Cordyceps militaris CM01, 1482 nucleotides. RefSeq names its product Cytochrome P450. Gene Ontology annotation, molecular function: heme binding; iron ion binding; monooxygenase activity. Bases 1 to 1482 code for a protein of 493 amino acids. The record is from RefSeq and is a predicted model, not a curated record. NCBI's taxonomy places the organism in Eukaryota, Fungi, Ascomycota, Sordariomycetes, Hypocreales, Cordycipitaceae. The transcript is spliced from 8 exons.